Arabidopsis arenosa is the source of this 2110-nucleotide messenger RNA. The record is from the annotation of a GenBank genome assembly. NCBI's taxonomy places the organism in Eukaryota, Viridiplantae, Streptophyta, Magnoliopsida, Brassicales, Brassicaceae.
GAAACAGAGAGAGAGAGAGAGAAGAGAUAGAGAGAGAAAGAGGAGAGAGAAAGGGGAAAUAGAGGAGAGAGAGAGAGAGAAAAUGGGUGAGGUAGCAGAUACAAUGACGAAGAAGAAGAAGAAAGGAAGGCCAUCUCUAUUAGACCUUCAAAAACGAGCUAUCAAACAACAACAACAACAACAGCAACAACACAAGAACCAUCAAGAAGACGAUGACCACAACAAUAGAUCCGGCUCCAAAAACCCUAAUUCUCUCAAUCACAAUCCCAACUCCGCCUCCCGAUCCAAACGCCGGAACCCUAAUUCAAACGGCGUAUCUUCCGAUUCCCCUUGGAUCAAAGACGAAGCUGCUGAGGAAGACGAUGACGAGCGGCGAGAGAAGAAACAUAAGCUUUUACAUGGAUUGAACUCUCACUCUCAUCGACAUUCUCCUAAUUCUCAAUCCGGUGCUUCCGAUCUGAAUCUUGACAGACGCAAGAUCGACGGCGGCGGAUCUGAUUAUACGGGAGAAAAGGGAUCGAAAGCGACAGACAUUCUUCAAGGGUCUCCCGUGGAGUCUGGCCCCACUACACCUUUGCCAGACAAAAAGUUGUUAGUCUUCAUCCUCGAUAGACUUCAAAAGAAGGAUACUUAUGGCGUUUACUCAGAUCCAGUUGAUCCUGAGGAGCUUCCUGAUUAUCAUGAGAUUAUUACCAAUCCAAUGGAUUUUAGCACAUUGCGGAAGAAAUUAGACUCUGGAGCAUAUGCCACUUUAGAACAAUUUGAGAGAGAUGUGUUUUUAAUAUGUACAAAUGCAAUGGAAUACAAUUCAGCAGACACUGUAUAUUAUCGACAGGCACGGGCUAUACAAGAGUUGGCAAAAAAGGACUUUGAGAAUUUAAGGCAAGACAGUGAUGAUGAAGAACCACAAAGCCAACAACAACAACAGCAGCAACCAAAAGUUGCCAGAAGAGGCCGUCCGCCAAAGAAACAGCCUGAACCAUCUUCUAUUGACCGUACUGCUUCUGAAAUUUCAGCUGAUGCGCUCAUUCCUGGAGAUAGCUCUAAUAAGUUUUCUGGUGCUUACAAUUUAAGAAAGGCUCCUCCUUCAUACAAAUUCCGUCAAGCAGAAUCAUCAGUUAGAAUCAAUCAUAACAGCGAAACCCAAAGUGGUUGGUCGGUAGACUGGGAGAACGAAUUUCCAUCUUCGGUUGUGAAGGCGGUUAACAAGUAUGGGAUGAAACAUUUCAAUGUCGAUGAUAACAGACGCGAUACCUACAACCAUCUCUCGACUUCUACCCAAGAACCGUCGGUUUUGACAACGCUUGAAGACGAGUUAAAACAGUUAAUUCCAGUUGGGCUGAACAUGGAGUACGGUUACGCGAAGAGUCUAGCACGAUAUGCUGCAAAUCUUGGUCCUGUUGCUUGGAAAGUUGCAUCGAGGAGAAUCGAGACUGUAUUGCCAUCUGGAAUCAAAUUUGGUCAAGGUUGGGUUGGAGAGAACCCAGCAGGACCUGAAGAGGAUGAUUCUCAGAAACAAAACUUACUAAUGUCGUCCGGAAAACAAAAGUGUUCGAAUGACUUAGCUUCUGAUGAUCAUUCAAACAGAAUCCUGUCUCCAACCGCUUCAGUCUCUAGCGCUUUCAUAGGAAACAGACAUUCUUCUUCUCAAGCCAUCGAAGAAACCGCACCACCACCCCCUAGUGUCUUGAAUCCAGAAACAGAUCACCCAUCAUCCUCCUCUCACCAGGCAGGACUGCUGAUCAAAACUGAGAGCAGCAACGGCCUCAUCCGCGGAUUCAGCCAUAAUGCAAAUCAGAUGCUAGGAAUUGCGAGACAGCAACAACCAAACGUAAGCAAUGAGGCCACACCGGGCUCGCAACAACAAGGGUCACUGUUUCCUUACACCAAACAGGAAUUCCACCGAUUUCCACCGGACCUUAACGCGAGGCUCGUCUCACCAAACUCCCCGGGCUCUAAUCAGCAGACUGGUUCGUCCUCAGUCACAGCAUCCGGAUCUGGCAUUACAGCUCUGAAGAUGAGUAUGGAUAUUUGAAAGAAGAAGAAGAAGAGGCAUUUUCCAUUGGCUAUCUCAGCCAUAGAUUUUCUGGAAUGAAAUCUUGUGGAAAGU